Fusarium fujikuroi IMI 58289 is the source of this 1566-nucleotide messenger RNA. Its product is annotated as related to allantoate permease. The coding region runs from base 1 to 1566 and encodes 521 amino acids. Gene Ontology annotation, biological process: transmembrane transport. Gene Ontology annotation, molecular function: transmembrane transporter activity. Gene Ontology annotation, cellular component: membrane. The record is from RefSeq and is a predicted model, not a curated record. The transcript is spliced from 3 exons. Lineage: Eukaryota; Fungi; Ascomycota; Sordariomycetes; Hypocreales; Nectriaceae.
AUGUCACCAACGACAACGGGGCCGUUGCCCGACAAGAAGCUCGCCGAAGAGGAGCAAAUCGCCAUGAAAAAGCUGGACUCAAUUACCCCAGGCGAAGUCGUCGAGCUUGACGCUACAGAAACAUUCCUCCGUCAGCAUAACUUCACAAAUGAGUACAUCGGCGAAUUAUUGACCGAUACGGAACUCAACAAGAAGCUCAUCCGAAAGGUCGACAUGAUCCUCCUCCCCAUGUUGAUGGGCACAUACAUGCUUCAAUACAUCGAUAAAAAUGCUCUUUCAUAUGCUGCUGUGUUCGACCUUUUCACAGACACAGGAAUCUCGUCGGAUCAGUAUUCCUGGUUUGCUUCAAUCUUUUAUUUCGCUUAUAUGGCUGCGGAGUACCCCUGGCUGUUUCUCGCACAGAAAACGCGUAUGGCCAAGGUAGUCAGUGGCUGUGUAAUUGCGUGGGGAAGCGUUCUAUUAUUGACCGCUGCGGGAAAUAACUUUGGUUCGUUGGCGACGUGCAGAUUCUUUCUUGGCGUGUUUGAGGCUCCGAUCACCACUUGUUUCAUGAUGAUAGUUUCGAUGUGGUAUACGCGUGAGCAGCAGCCGUUCAGAGCAGGUAUCUUCUACUGCUGUAAUGGCGUUGGAGCUAUGCUUGGUGGUAUCCUUACCUAUGGCAUUGGCCAGAUCAAGAACUUUCCCGUUUGGAAGGCUGUUUUCAUGACCUGCGGAGGCAUGACAGUCGUCUGGGGCUUUGUUCUAUUGUUCUUCCUCCCCGACAGUAUCAUGUCAGCUCGCCAUUUUACCCUCGAAGAACGAGCCCUGCUCAUCGGCCGUGGUCGUCUCGCUCGAACUGGUGUUCUGAACAAGACUAUCAAGUGGAACCAAAUCCGCGAGGCUUUUAUCGACCCUCAAGUCUGGCUUCUUGUUUUAUUCAUGCUCCUCAACGAGACAAUUAACGGAGGCAUUGCCAACUUCGGUAAGCUCAUCAUCAAGGGUGUAGUCAAGGAUCCUCUUGAGACAGUCGCUCUUGGUAUCCCCAUGGGCGCAUUCCAAGUCAUGUACAUCCUAUCAGGCACCUUCUUAGCUUCACGCAUCAAGAACUGCCGAACCAUCAUCAUGGCUGUCUACCUUAUCCCCACCAUGAUCGGAGUCUGCCUGCUCUGGAAACUUGAUCGUGAGCAUCACAAGAUCGGUGUACUCUUCGGUUAUUACAUUAUCGGUGCCUUUGUCUGCUCUCUGGUCCUUGCGAUGCAAAUGCCCGCUAGCAACCUCGGUGGCUACACCAAGCGUAUCACUGCUUCAGCAAUGGUCUUCAUUGCCUACUGUGUUGGUAACGUCAUCGGCCCCCACGCUUUCUUGGGCUCCGAGGCCCCCUUGUAUCCAUCCGGAUGCAUUACGAUUCUCAGCUGCUCGGUCGCGCAGAUGGUCGUCGCAAUCAUGCUUCGGGCACUCUUAUCGAGACGAAAUGCACGACGCGAUGCCGCUGCCGCGGCUGUCGGGACCAAUAAUGAGGAUGCCUCUGAGGUUGAUGGCACUGACUUGACUGAUUUCGAGAACCCUCAUUUUCGCUACGUGCUGUAA